AGGGCAAGAGCGCCGAGCAGCUGUUCCACGCGGCCGCGGGGAGCUCCGGCGCGGUGGGCUUCCCGGAGUUUCUGGCGCUCGCCAGGUCCUUCUCCGAGAGGUGCCCCCCGGACGGGCUCCCCGAGGCCCUCACCCCGGACGUCAUCGACGAGGAGAUGAUGGAGAGGCUUUUCAAGCACAUUGCAGGCUGUGGAGGCGACCGCACGGCGACGCCAACCCUGCAGCUUGCGGGCUUCCUGGAGCUCCUGGCCCGCGUGUCGUACCGGGUGGCCAAGGCCACGGUGCUGACGGAGGAACUGGACAUCGCCUCCGGGGCGAAGGGCCGGAUAGAGGCCGGCGAGGUGCUGCACGCCGUCGGCCCGCCCAGGAGCGAGGGCUCGGGCGCCGCAGGCAUGACGCGGAUUAGAUGUAGAACCUCCGCGGGCCUGGAGG
Molecule: messenger RNA, 432 nt
Organism: Prorocentrum cordatum
Lineage: Eukaryota; Dinophyceae; Prorocentrales; Prorocentraceae
Source: the annotation of a GenBank genome assembly